AUGCCGAAUUUUGCUGGAACAUGGAUGCAUGUAAAAAGUGAGAAUUUUAGCGAGUACCUGAAAGCAAAUGGUUUGAACUUCUUGCUUGCAAGCAUGAUGUCGAAAGCCUCGCCAACACUAGAGAUUCACCAAACCGGAGAUGAAUUUGUGAUCAGAACUAUAACGACCAUGAAAACAAGAGAACAGCAAUUUACAGUUGGACAGGCGUUUGAAGAGGUUCACUGGAGUGGAGGAACAAAACAGUCAAUUGCUAUUUUUGAAGGCGAUAAGCUCGUGAUCAAAUCAGUUGUUGACCCGGAAAACAACCCAGUCAUCGAGCGUGAGUUGAUUGGAGAGGAUGAAACUGAACUAAUGAUGACAUUGCGGAAGGGCGAUGUUGUGGCGAAAAGAUAUUUCAAGAAAAGGGACUGA
Molecule: messenger RNA, 411 nt
Organism: Saccoglossus kowalevskii
Lineage: Eukaryota; Metazoa; Hemichordata; Enteropneusta; Harrimaniidae
Product: cellular retinoic acid-binding protein 1-like
Molecular function (GO): lipid binding
Source: RefSeq, a predicted model, not a curated record